CGGUCACGUCGUACUUCUGGACCCGAAUUAUCUACAAGAACUGCAGAGAUUCUUGUAACGCCCAUUGAGAAUGACCCUUACGAAAAUGCCAAAUCUCUUCGUCUCAAAGCCAGAGAUGAAAGAGACCGUAUGAAAGAAUGUCUCAAGCAGAGCCGUGAAGCGUAUGCUGAUAAAAACGGAGGGCGCGCUAAAAAGCUUUCGUUGAAGGGGGAUGAGCACAAAGACAACAUGAUACACCUGAAUCAGGAAGCCAGCACGAUGAUAUUUGAAGAGAACAAUCAAGGACUCAGGUUCGACACAAUUGAUCUCCACCGACUCUUUGUCUCAGAAGCCAAGUUGUACUUUGACGAUGCUGUUCAAAAGGUUCGGAACCAUGGAGAGCCGACACUUCAUGUGAUCGUAGGAAAGGGAAAUCACUCCGAGAAUAACAUCGCGAGGAUCAAACCUGCAAUUCGAAAAUAUGGGAAAAGAUUGGGUCUGCGCGUUAAAGUGGAUCCUCUCAAUGUUGGCCGCCUUGUUGUGAGUUUGUGAAUUUUAAUUCCAGUCAACUUGAACGGCGAUCCUCAUCAUGACGCACUCACACAUACUUUUUUAUGUUAUCCUUCCCCUUUCUAUACCCGAGUAUGUACGAUGCCCGAAUGUUUUGGUACAGUACUAGUGUAGUGAUAUGAUGCAAGUAGUACGGUACUAGCCAAUUUCAAUACAAUAUGAUUCGACCGGA
Suillus fuscotomentosus is the source of this 721-nucleotide messenger RNA. RefSeq lists its product as uncharacterized. The record is from RefSeq and is a predicted model, not a curated record. NCBI's taxonomy places the organism in Eukaryota, Fungi, Basidiomycota, Agaricomycetes, Boletales, Suillaceae. The transcript has 5 exons. The coding region runs from base 130 to 531 and encodes 133 amino acids.